AUGGCAAAAGAAAUUGAAGAAUAUUUUAUCAAAAGACUGUCUUCUUAUUUAUUAGAAUAUUUAUAAGAUUUCUCAUAAAAUAAUAUGGCUAAAGUAAUAUAAAUCUUUAUUAAUAAAGUUUUCCUUAGGAAUCUCUUCUAAUAUUGUAUUAAAGAAUUUGUCCAUCAAAAAACAAGCUUUACUUAAUUUCAAAUUCCCGCUAUAUAUUAUUGAUGGCAAAAUCAAUUCCAUUACUUUAAAUGUAAGUUUAUGAACUUAAAACCUUUAAAGAUGCCACUUAAUUAUAAAAAACAUUAACCAGAAUUAAUCAUUGAAGGAGUAGAGUUACUUGUAUGUACAAUUUAAGAGAUCAACUAAUUCACUUAAAGCAAAGAUAAUCAAUAGUAAGGAGUUGAAAAUUUGAAAAAACAUAAAUUAAAAUUGUGGGAAGAAUAAAUGGCAAAAUAUUUUGAAAAAUUAUCUCCUCCAAAUUGGAUUCAAAAAAUUGUUGAUGGUAUUUUUAAUAAUAUGUCUAUUAUUAUAAAGUAAUUUAAUUUUAGAUUUUACAAUUUCUCAAUACUUGAAUAAGAAACUAUUUUAAGAAUUAAAUUUGAUGCAUAUAUUAAAGCAACAGAUAAUGAAUUUAAAUAGAACUUUAAUAAUGAUCAUAAUAGCACAUUUAAAUUACUAUAAAUAAAUAAAUUAAGUAUAUCAUUGAAAAAAAAUCCAUCUAAUAUUCUAACUAAUAAAAAUGCUUAAAUGAUUCUUAUGCCUAUUGACAUUGAAAUAAAAUAUACUGUAAAUAAAAAUUAUGAAUAACUUACCUAACCAAUUAUGAUACUUGAAGUUUUAAUAUAGUCUCCUGUUAUAUUUAAUUUAAAUAAGGAAUUAAAAAAUUAUUUAAUAAAAUUAAAUGAGGUACUAUCAUGUUAAGAAAUAAUUUAAGAUAAUUUUCAUCUUAGACCUACAAAAGAAAUAAAAAAUAAUUACUCAGAGAAAGAAAUAAAAAAGAUUUAUUCAGAAUGGUGGAAAUAUUUUAUUAAUUCUAUAAUUUUAAAAUAAAAGAGUUAAAAACUUGAUUUAAGUUUCUCAUAUAAAAAACUAGUGUCAAUGAAAAGAUACAUAUAAUUAUAUAAAAGAAAAUAGAAUAUAGUUUUAGUGCCUUGGCUUUCUUAAUGGACAGCAAAGGAUGAAGUUAAAUUUAAGAAUUGUGAAGAUAAUUUAUCUCUUAAAGAUUUAUUGAAAUAUAGAGAAUGGGCAUUUUAAGAAAUUAGAAUGGAAGCAAAAAGAUAUUAUAAUUCUGCAAAAGAUGGUUAAAAUGAUUAAAGUGUAAAACCUUUAUUAGAAAUAUGGACAAACACUAUUAAUAAUUAAAAUUCAUUUAAAGAUCAUACAAAGAGAAAUGAUGAUAUUCCAAUAGAACUUGAUGAUGAUGAAAAAAUUAAUUUAUAUGAAAUUUUAGAAAGAGAUAAAACCAAUGUUUUAGCAAGUUAUUUGAAAGGUGAAAAUAAUCAUCCUAAUUAAUUAAAGAUUGAUUUUAGACUUAAAAUCCAUUCAAUUUUUAUUUUGAUUUUUGAAAAUCGAGAACUUAAUUUUGUUAAAUAUACACCUGAAAAUACUAAAAUAUUUAAAUUUUGUUAAUGUAGAUAUCAUAUUAAACUGUUAAAAAAAUAAACAUCUACAAGAAAGAAAGUUAGAUAAUCAUCUAAUGUAAAUACUCUAACUUAAGUAUAUAAUGAAACUAUAAAACAGAAUGAAGAUAAAGAUUUUCAUUCAGCUAAUUAUAUAGAUAGUUUUUAUGAGGAUAUGGAAGAUUUAAAUGGAAUUAGUUCAGAUAUAUCUUAAUCUUCUGAUGGUUUUGAAAAGAAAAAAAAAGUAUAGAUAUGUGAAUAAAAAUUAAAUGCUGAUUAACCUUUACAUUAAAGAUUUGUUCUUAUGAUUUGUAUUAUAGGAAUUUAAGUUCCAUUAAAUAUUUAUUAAAAUGGUGGAAUUCAAACUCCUUAAUAAAAGGGAUAAAAAGAAUUAGAAGAAAAGAUUUAUAUAGGAGAUAUAAAAUUAAUUGCUCCAGGUAUUUUAUUAAAAAUCAUGGAUGAAAAAGAACCUAAAAAUUUUAUCUAAUCUCCUUUAUUUAGAAAAUCUCCUGAGGAAUUUGAAAUUAAAGAAAAAAAAGAUUAUAAAAAGUCUUAAAUUAAAUAUUGUGAAUUUUUUAAUGAAAUAUUUGAAAUUUCAGUUAAUAAAGAUUCAUAAUAAUUUCUUAAUAGUGAAAUCUGUUAUUAAUUGUUAGGAGAGUUUUUGAAAUUAAAUAAAAUGUUAAAUGUAAAAAGUUUUUUAGAUGAUUAUGAAAGAGAUAAAAAUGGAUUUUAAGAUUUUACUACUGAAUAAUUUAAGAUCUAUGAUAAAUAUUUUGAUGAUAGAUAAGAACCAGAAGAUCCACUUUUUAUUCAUAUCUCAAAAUAAUAAAUACCUAAUGAGAAAAGUGAGAAAAAUGAAAAACAUUUUUGGGAUCUUCUUAGAAAUGUAACUAUAAAUACAAAUGAUAGAGAAAAACCUAAUUAAUGGAUAAUUUGUGAUAAUAAUGAUAAACAUGUUUUUCUUUAAGAAUCACAUAAUAGAAUUGUUGAUAUAAUAAGAAAAGUUUUAUUUAUUCCUUUCAUUGAAGAAUUUGGAGAGUUAAUACUACCAACAUGUAUAAGUAAUUUAAAGGAUAAAUUGACAUUCCCUUUAAUUUAAACAAAAAAAGAUUAAAAUUAACAAAAAUAUGCAUUAUAAAUAUUUUUAUAUUUAAAAGGUGAAGAAUCUGAAUAUAGAAUAGUUAGAAAUAAUCAAUCAAAUAAAGUUAAUUCAAAAGAAACAAUUUUUUAAAAGAAAAAAAAAUCUAAAAGUAAAAUUAAGGUUAGGUUGACUGCAAUUACUUUUUUAUUAUCAACAAAAGCUGUUAAUUCAUUGCUUUAUUUUUUAGAAAAUUAGAAAUAACAAAUUUUUGAAUCACAAGCCUAUUAAUAAUGUAAAGAAGAUCAUAAAUUAUUAUAAUGUAUUGUAAAGAGUAAACCAUUAGCUAAUGAAACAUUAAAUUAAUAUAAAUUAAAGUUUUCGCUUAAAAUGAAUGAGAAAUUUAAAAUUAGAAUAGUGACUGAUUCUAUUGCAACUAAAAUAAAAACAGAAUUAAAACUUCAAAUUAAGAAUCUAUUAAUAUCAACAAUAAAUUUAGAAAAGAUGCGUGAGGAUAAAGAUUUUUAAAAAAAUUUUACAUAUGUAGAUAGAAAUAAAUUAGAUUAAUUUUUUUAAGAGUAAAAGUAUUAUUGUAUAAAUAAAAUAAUUUUAGAGUAAUUUUAAAUAGCUCAUAAAUAUUUUUCGAUUGAUUAUAGAUAUUAUAAUGAGGAGAUGAAAAAUUAUGAAAAAUAGAUACAAUCUUAAAGAAGUGGUAAAGAAUAAUUAAAUUCCCCUCCAUUAACUUUUUAAAGAAACAAUAGUUAAUAGCAUUUAAGGUAAGUUUAACUUCCACUAAGACAUGCUGUUACUACAAAAAAUUAAUAAGAAGAUAUGCAAUAGUAAAGUAAACCACUAAAUAAAAUAAGUGGAAUUAAAUCUAUAAUAUUGGAAUCAAGAUUAUUAAUUUAUACACUUGAUUCAUUAGUAGAGAAUCAUCCAUUAAUUACAGAUAAGAAAUUAUUUAUUUAAAUUCCAUAUUUUGAUCUAUAAAUUAAUGAUUCAUAAAUAUGUUUUAUUGAAUUAUUAAUGAUAAUUAAUAAGAAAUUGAAAUAAAAAGAAAAGAAAAAACAUCAAGAAUCUAGAUAUUAGAUGAGUAAAGAUAGUUUGAUGAGAGCAGAAUUACUAAUGUUAUAAAAAGAUCAUAAAAAAUAAAAAAGAGAUUGUAAACAUUGUAUUUUAAGAUUUCGUAAAAGUUUGUAUUUGACUAAUAUAAUAUUUGGUUCAAUUCCAAAAAUUUAAAAUGAUAUAAAUUUAUUUUCAUUGUUUGAAUUUGAAAAUGAAAUGAUUUAUAUAAGAACAUAAUAGAAGAAAAUAGAAGAAUAAAAAAUAUCAAAAAUAAUAAAAAGUUAAGUAACUUUUGUUGAGAACCAUAAAAAUUCAGGAAUAUCAAUUUAAUUUAAAAGUACACCUAAAACAAGUAAGAGUAUUUGUUAUAUAACUAUUUUUGAAAUGCCAUUAUUUAUAAUUACUCAUGAUAAAGGUUAUUUUAAAGAUACUAUUGCAAUUCAUUGUAAAAAGACUCCAACAUAACCUGAAAUGUCUUAAUCAAAUAAAUUAGAAAUGCCAGGGAAACCUCCAGUAAUAGAAAAAUACAAAUCUGUUAAAGAUCCAGAAUUAAAUAAAUAAUCAUAAUAAUUUAUUAUGGAUGAAAUAAAUGAAUCUAAUAUUUAAUCUAACAUUGAAAAAACUCAUCUUGUUUUUGAACCAUAAUUUAUGGUAUUAGAAUCAUAAAAUUUAAGUGAUAAAUUAGAUGAUAAAUUUAUGUUCUAUUGCAGAAAUAAAGAACCAGAAAUGUUUAAUCAUGAUUUUAAUGAAUAUGAAGAUAAGGAUUAAUCCUCAUAACAUAAUUAACAAGAUUAUAAAAAUGUGAAGGAUCCAAUAUAUUUAUUAUUCUAUUUUCAUAAACCUUUAAGAGCUAAUCUAUUAUUAUAUGUAGCUGAAGAAAUAUAUUAAGAAAGACAUUCAAAAAUGAAAUUAUUUUUUGCUAUUGAAAAUAUUAAAGCUACAUUUAUUAAUUAAUUUGCUACAUAUAAUCUUAUUACUAUUUUAAAAAACAUCAGUACCAUAAUGAAUAUUUAGGAACAGGCAUUUAAUUUAAUAAAUAAAGAUUUAAUAAAAGAAGAAAAACAAAAGGAGGAAUUAAAAGAAAAUCCUUUAAAAAUAAUUGAUGAAUUGAUUGUAUGUGCAAUUAUUUAAAAAAUCUAUUUGAAAUCAAAUGAAACAUUUUUUCAACUUAUUUAAUUGAGAGUAUUCAUAUAAAUAUAUUUGAUGGAAAAAUAUAGAUAUAAUCCUGUUUAGAAAAGAUCUUAUUAAAGUUAUUAUCCUUAAGGAGUAAAUAACAUUUAACUAUAAAAAAAUAGAUCAUCUAUCAAUUAACAUGAAGAGGAUUAAAUUUUGAGAUGUGAGAUUAUAAGAUUUAAUUUUAAUUAAGUUUCUUAAGUUGAAAUAAAAAUAGUCAAGAUAACUAAAUAAAAGGGAGAACUCAGUUUAUUAGUUGAUGAUAUAUAAAUUAGUAUAAUGGGUAAACAAAAAGAAAAUUUAUUAGUUAUGCCAGUAAAAGAAUAAGGAGGAUAAAGAGCUAAAUAUGCUUUACAUAUUAAUUUAUCAUUUUAAAAUUCAUAUCCUUUGAUAAAAGCAUAAGUAGAAUAGGCUAAAAUAUUAUUAUCAUAAUAAAAAGUAUAAGAUUUAUUAAUUGCUAUUAAUAGUUUUUAUCUUAUAAACAUAGAGGAAACUAUUUCAUUAAAAUAACAUUUAUUAAAGUAUAUUUUUUAAUAAGAACUGUAUAUCAUUGAUAGCAAGCAAAAAUAAGUUAAUAUAUUUGUCAAUCAAAUAAACAAUUAUAAAAAACCUUAUAAAUUUGCUUCAGAACUUAUAAUUGAUUCAUUGAUUGUCAAAUUACAAGAAUAAGAAAAAGACUUUUUUUUAUUUUAAUUUUAUUCAAUUUACUUAAAUAAAAAGAAUCAAACCAAUCUUUAACUAUCAAUAUAAUAAAUAGAAAUGAAACCAUAAAAUUUAGAAGGAGAACAUAUUAUAUAUCAAAAUCUAAUUGAACCUAUUGAUAAUAAAUAAACUGUUGUUUUCAAUUUAGAAAAUAAAAUAAUUUCAAUUAGAAAUAUGAAAUUUUAUUUAAUUUCUAGAUAUAUCAAUGAACUUUAAGCAUUUAAAUAAAGAGUAGAAACUAUAUUAUAGAAAAAUUUGGAUGAAUUAAAAGAAAAAUACUAAAAAGAUUUCGAUUUAUAAUUAUAAAUAAAACAUGAAGAAGAUUUUCUAAAAGAGAAAGAUAAUUUUAAUUAUUAAAUUGAAAUAAAGAAUUCUUAAUUUGUACUUCCAGAAACAUCAUAAGAUAAUAAUUUUCUUAUUGCUACAUUUAAGAGUGGACAUAUCUAUUUAAAAAAAUAAAAAAUAUAUUUAAAAUUACCAGAAAUUGAUGAUGAAUUAAUACCUAAUUAAUAAUCAAUAAAUGAAUCUUUAUUUAUUGAUUAUAAAGAGUAAAUAUAACCAGAAAAUGGAGAAUUUUAUGUAAUUAAUGUUUUUGGUUGUUUUGAUAAUGUUUUGGUUAAGUAUUAAGUUUAAAACAAUCUAAAAAUUGGAGAAUUAUUACAAGCUGGUAUAAAAUAUAAAUAUACAUAUUAGAAUAAAUAACUACAAAUAUGGAUAUUCCAAGUUUUGAAUAACAUUGUGGUUAAUCGAAAUGGAAAUUUAAAGAUUAAUGUAAAUUAGAAAUAAAUAAAUUGAAAAUGAAUCUUGAUUUAGGAAAAUUAAUGAAAAUUUAAAGUUUCUUCAAGAAGAAUCAAAAUGAAAUAUCACCUCUGUUCAAUUUUUAGAAAUCUCUUCUAUAAAAGAUAAAUUUCGAAGUAUUCUUAAUUUAAUUAAUUUUAAGAUUAAAUUUAACGAUAGCAUACUUGCUUUAACUAGAUAUUAAUAAGGUGAUCCAGAUAAAAUACGUUAAAUUAAAGAAAAAUCAAAAGUUUAUAAUAUAUAAGCAAGAAAAAGUAAAAAUUUUUCUCCUCAAAAUUAAAAAAACUGA
Molecule: messenger RNA, 6715 nt
Organism: Paramecium sonneborni
Lineage: Eukaryota; Ciliophora; Oligohymenophorea; Peniculida; Parameciidae
Source: the annotation of a GenBank genome assembly